AUGGCCGCCGUUCAAUCGAUGAUAGCGGAAUCGCUUCCCGCCCCGACGCCGUCCAUUGCCUUGAAUGGCUCUACCGAUCCUUCCGCUAUGCAAAUCGACCCCGCGAGUUCGAGCCCAGCAAUGAUCAACGAGAGUACUUUUGGAAGCACGUUAGCAAGGGGAGACACUAGAAUUGUUGCUAUCGUCUUUGGACCAGGGCAGGAGCAGAUCGUCUCCGUCUUCGCAGAGGUGCUGGGUACACCAUGUAGGAUACGGAAUGGCUUCGACAAGGUAUCAGUCGAGGAUUCUGGGUUCGUUGUGGGAGUAGCAGCAGGCGAGGCGAAGGGCGAUGUUGCUGCGCGAAAUCAGAAUCUCGUUGUUGCCAUAAAUACUCACUGCGUGAAUCUAGGGAUGCCCCCCGACAUCCAUCUCUCUGCUCAGUGCGACUACGAAUUCUUGUAUACCGAUUCGCCAUACUUGCGUCGUGACCUGGCCAGGUUUAUCUCGUUUACCCUGGGCCAGAUCAACCAUCACGAUGCUCUCAUGGCAAAGCCAAGAACAUACUUCAUUUCCACCACCUUCCCCGACGUUCACGCCGCUCUGCCUAACAUCGAUAUUCUGACCGUCGGCGCCGAUGCGGUUGAGAUCCGAGUCGAUUUGCUACGGGAACCCCUUGGCGACGGGAGCUAUUCACAAGUCCCUAGCCUCAGCUAUGUCGGCGAACAGGUCAUGCUUCUUCGUCAACGAACGGAACUCCCCAUCAUCUUCACAACACGAUGUGUAAGAGAGAAUGGAAGGUUCCCCAUGGACAGACCUGAACUAUACUACGAGUACCUCUACCGUGCGAUCCAGUGGGGUGUGGAAUACGUUGACGUAGAACUUUGGCUUCCUGAAGACAUCCGAAAGAAGUUAUACGAGCAGCGAGGCAACUCACGCAUCAUGUCAGCAUUCCAUGACUUCUCAGGAACCUUCCGAUGGCCCUCGGCAUAUGCUCAGGAGGUGUUUCAACGGUCCAUUCCAUACGCCGAUAUUAUCAAGAUGAUCGCCAUAAUCAAUGAGCACAACGAGAACUUCGAGCUCGAGUAUUUCCGUUCCAAGAUGCGUGCCGAGUACCCUAAUGCGCCACCCUUUUCUGCCGUCAACAUGGGCGAGGUUGGUCAGUUCUCAAGAACUCUGAACCCCGUCUUCACGCCCAUCACCCACCCACUUCUCCCUCUCAUCGCUGCUCCUGGCCAGUUGAGCGCGGCUGAGAUUAAUGGCGCCCUGUCUCUUCUAGGCCAACUACCAAGAAAGCGCAUCUACGGAAUCAACAGCACAUCGUGUCGGAAUACCACGCCACAGGCCCCCUUCUAUGAGAAAUGUAUCAACGAACUAGGUCUUCCCCAUCAGUUCGCUACUGUCGAGAGACACCCAAAUAACCCGAGAAGUAUCGAAGCAUGGUGCAACCAGAAGCAUUUUGGAGGCGCCUAUCUUAACCCAGGCCUGCCACAUCAUGCAUUGACCAAGACCAGCCCCUUCUUCGCCGGAUUAAAUGGAGGGAACGGACCAAUCCUGACAGAGGCUGCCCGCGUUAUUGGAGUUGUAGAUACCAUCGUGGUUCAAUCUGGCACCUCAUCCAGGUCAUCCUCCCCCGGUUCCAUGCCGUCAAGUCCUCGCCACAGACAGACCGACUCCAUCGAAUCCAACAGUCAAGCUGGCCUGGGAUCCGCGACUUCUCUUGUCUUUGACAACGCUGGUUGGAAAGGAAUACUUAGUGCACUUACACGCGAUUUGGCACCCUCUGCCUAUUCUGGCCGCUCGGCUGUUGUGAUGGCCUCUUCCCCGGACGAUGCAGCCCCCGUCUUCUUUGCCAUGAGAGCCCUCCAAAUCUCCAAGAUCUAUACAGUCGGCUUCCGUACACCUAUCGGCCUCGCUCGAAACGCACCUCCGAUCGAACCGUUCAUUAGCCUCGAGAGCCUUCAGCGUGCCCGAUCGGUGGAGGACGACAGCGCGCCUUUUGUCAUAGUGUCAGCUCUUGGUCCCGAAAAGAGCCACCUAGUCGGCAUGUUGCUAAGGGCAUUUGGAGGUGUCGGACCUAGGGGGAUAACGAACACGAAGAAAGUAUUCCUCGAUCUAGCUGAUGGGGCUGUAAGGAAGAGUUCUGACCCAGGGGUGAUCGCUGAGAAGAACGGGUUUGCCGCCUACGGAGCUGACGAUGUUGCUGCGUUCACAACGGUGGAAAGCCUACGACUGCUGGUUGGGCAAAAUGUGCCCUACAGCUUUGUGCGACUCGCAAGUGGAAGCCAUCGCUACGGAGUGUGA
Messenger RNA from Fusarium sp. VM40, 2280 nucleotides. Lineage: Eukaryota; Fungi; Ascomycota; Sordariomycetes; Hypocreales; Nectriaceae. The record is from the annotation of a GenBank genome assembly.